Messenger RNA from Archocentrus centrarchus (flier cichlid), 1719 nucleotides. It is a transcript of the gene trmt61b, whose product is annotated as tRNA methyltransferase 61B. Gene Ontology annotation, molecular function: tRNA (adenine(58)-N1)-methyltransferase activity. The coding region runs from base 159 to 1631 and encodes 490 amino acids. The record is from RefSeq and is a predicted model, not a curated record. Lineage: Eukaryota; Metazoa; Chordata; Actinopteri; Cichliformes; Cichlidae. The transcript has 8 exons. Gene Ontology annotation, biological process: tRNA methylation. Gene Ontology annotation, cellular component: tRNA (m1A) methyltransferase complex; mitochondrion.
CGGGCGUCCAGCAUGGUGUCCUCCUUGAGUAUGUGAACAGCCGGAUUAACGAGAAACCGAGACAAAUUCAAAACUUCUUCACUGUUUUUCUGCUUUCCCCACCGGGUGGCAUCGAGAUCACAGCUUUGACUUUGUGUCGUUUUUUUUUUCUCAAUAUAAUGGCUCUGAAAGUCGUGCUCCUGAGACUUAUGUUUACGCACAGAAUGAUGUCAGUUUGCGCAUCCAGUCGGAGACACAGCAGGCACAGGGAUUUACUUGUGAAACUCAAUGAACGUGUCAGGGACUCAAGAACUUUUUCAGCUGCUUCUGUGAAGUGUAACGAAGAUAAGGAGGGCACCUCAGACUAUUCACGCCUGAGUACCAAGCUGACAUCCAGGAGGAGGAGACCUCUGUCCCCGCUGGAAAGGAUCAGCCGCCUGCUGCCCGAGGACACCUUGAGCCCCGAGGUGAUGCAGCUGAGAGAGCAGGAGCCAGAUAAGGGGGCAGACAUCCAAGGAUCAGUCACAAAUGACACACAAGUGGAAGGUGUGGAUGAGGAAAUUGAGAAAAAGGCUGAACUCCCAGCUGAGACUCCCAGUCCACUUGUUGGAGCAGAGGAGCCAGACACUUUGUCAGCUCAUCAUAGGGAAGAGCAGCUAUGGCCCACUCUACCUGGGGAGAGGCUGCUUACCUGUGGAGAGCUACUUGUUGCUGAGUAUCGCAAAAAGAGGUGGUCGGAAUUCAGGAAGAUGUUCCAGCUGCAGACAGGGGCCCGUCUGCCUAGCAACUGGGGGGUCAUACUGCACAAUGACAUUGCCGGACAGCCAGCGGGGCAGUUUCUGAAGACUAACAGGGGGGUCCCCAUCUUUAUAAGACGAGCUAGUCUCGAGGAUUAUGUGCUGUUCAUGAAGAGGGGGCCUGCCAUUGCCUACCCUAAGGAUGCAGCUUCAAUGUUAAUGAUGAUGGAUGUCACAGAGGGAGACUGUGUGUUGGAGUCUGGGUCUGGGUCAGGGGCCAUGUCUCUGUUCCUGUCCAGAGCAGUUGGCUCUAAGGGCAGCGUGCUGAGCGUAGAGGUCAGGGAGGAUCACUACAGGAGAGCUAAGCUGAACUACAAGCACUGGAGGACGGCGUGGAGUCUGCGACGAGGGGAGGAGUGGCCUGACAAUGUCCAGUUUCACAACGCUGACCUCUGCACAGCCUCUUCACUCCUUGCUGGUCGGGGAUUUCACGCGGUUGCUCUUGACCUGAUCAACCCUCACCUGGUUUUACCCACUGUGAUUCCACAUUUGCACCCUGGAGCUGUGUGCACCAUCUACCUCGCAAAUAUAACUCAGGUCACUGACCUGCUGGAGGGUAUUCGAUGUUCGGCGUUGCCUUUACUGUGUGAACGCAUCAUUGAGCUUCCACUCCGAGAAUGGGUGGUGGCCCCAGCCCUUCAGAAAAAUGGGCAGUACUGCAACAGGAAAGCCCAGAUGCUGGAUGAAAACCCAAGUCAGGAAGCUGAGGCAUCAGAUGAGAGUGACAAAGAUGAACUGACCACAGAGGAAAGCGCCAACCCAGCCUUUGGGAGUAUUCCUUACAUUGCCCGACCUCAUCCUGAACAAAUGAGCCACACAGCCUUCCUGGUGAAACUGAGGAAGUGUGUGCAGUAAAAUUUCUGCUUGUGGGGAACCCUGAAAACAGAUUGUUUCACAUCAACCAAAAAAAUUUAAAGCAAAUAAUAAAUUAAAGCUGUCAAGA